GGAUAACCUUUAUUAGCGGCCUAAUUGUAUAGAGCUUUCUUAAAAAUGCCUACCACGAAAGGUGAUGCUAUGCGGGGUUUGGCCGUAUUUAUUUCUGACAUCCGAAAUUGCAAAAGCAAGGAAAGUGAAAUACGCCGGGUUAAUAAGGAACUUGCAAACAUUAGAUCAAAAUUUAGGGGCGAUAAAACUUUGGAUGGUUAUCAGAAAAAGAAAUAUGUCUGUAAAUUGCUCUUUAUCUUCCUUUUGGGUCACGACAUCGAUUUCGGGCAUACUGAGGCAGUCAAUCUACUUUGCUCAAAUCGAUAUACUGAAAAACAAAUAGGUUAUUUAUUCAUAUCGGUACUCAUCAAUGAAUCCCAUCCACUGAUGAAUCUGGUGAUUUCACGUCUUAAGGAUGAUCUGAAUAGCCGAAAUCCUGUGUUUAUGAAUCUUGCAUUGCAAUGCAUCGCCAAUAUAGGGAGUCGUGAAAUGGCUGAGAACUUUGCAGAUAAAAUUCCUAAAUUACUUGUCUCAGGUGAUACAAUUGACUCAAUCAAGCAAAAUGCUGCCCUCUGUCUUCUGAAGUUAAUCAGGGUUGCUCCUGAACUAAUAACGUAUGAUGAUUGGACCGUAAGAGCCAUGCAUCUACUUAAUGACCAACACUUGGGUGUUGUAACAUCAGCCGUUAGUCUGAUUGAUGCUUUGGUGAAAAGAAGCCCAGAAGAACACAAAGGAUGUAUAUCUCUUGCAGUUUCACGCCUUAGCAGAUUAAUUACAUCGUCCUAUACUGAUCUACAAGACUAUACCUACUACUUUGUUACUGCUCCAUGGUUAUCUGUCAAGUUAUUGCGUCUACUUCAGAACUAUCCACAACCAGAGGACACUACAGUUCGUGCUAGGCUUGCCGAAUGCCUUGAUACUAUCUUGAAGAAAGUUCAAGAAGCUCCAAAAUCAAAGAAAGUACAGCAUCCAAAUGCUAAAAAUGCUGUUCUUUUUGAAGCAAUCAAUCUUAUCAUCCAUAUGGAUUCUGACCCUAAAUUACUCGUCCGUGCUUGUAAUCAACUUGGGCAGUUUCUACAGCACAAAGAGACUAAUCUUCGUUAUCUAGCUCUCGAAUCAUUAUGUUUGUUGGCUACGAGUGAGUUCAGCCACGAGGCAGUUAAGAAACACCAGGAAACCAUUGUAAAUGCACUUAAAAGUGAACGGGAUGUUUCAGUUCGUCAAAGAGCUGUGGAUCUCUUAUAUGCUAUGUGUGAUCGAACUAAUGCCCAAGCUAUUGUAGGUGAGAUGCUCAGUUAUUUGGAAGUAGCCGACUAUGCUAUCCGUGAAGAGAUGGUAUUAAAGGUUGCUAUAUUGGCCGAAAAAUAUGCAACUGACUAUUCGUGGUAUGUGGAUACUAUACUGAAUUUAAUAAGGGUUGCUGGUGAUUACGUAAGUGAUGAAGUUUGGCAUCGUGUCAUCCAGAUUGUUAUAAAUCGUGAAGAUGUGCAAGGGUAUGCUGCGAAGACAGUAUUUGAGGCUCUUCAAGCUCCUACUUGUCAUGAAAAUAUGGUUAAAGUGGGUGGCUAUAUUCUGGGUGAAUUUGGUAAUCUGAUUGCAGGGGAUCCGAGAUCAGCACCUAAGGUACAAUUCAAUUUAUUGCAUAGUAAAUUUCAUUUAUGUACUUCAACUACACGUCAACUAUUAUUAUCUACAUAUAUGAAGUUUAUUAAUUUAUUCCCAGAAAUUAAAUCUGAUAUUCAAUCUGUACUACAAAAUGACAGUAAUUUGCGUAGUUCCAAUGUAGAAAUACAACAACGAGCUACUGAAUAUUUAGCAUUAUCACGAAUCGCUACAGAUGAUGUAUUGGCUACUGUACUAGAAGAAAUGCCACCAUUCCCAGAACGUCAUUCUAGUAUUUUAGCUAAACUUAAAGCUAAAAAUCCUAAUACUGAUGGUACAAUAUCAAAAUCAGAAGUGGUUGGAGAUAGUUAUGCUGUGAAUUCAUCUAAAAUCAGUCAUGAUAACAAUCAUGAUGUUAACCGUGAAGCAGAUUUACUCAAUUUCGGCAACCCUGGUACUGUGUACAAUGAUGUCCAGUCCAAACCAAAUGGCUCAUCUAGUCUAUUAGUUGAUUUAAUGGGAAAUGGUUUCACGUCUUCAGAUACGAACAAUUUACUUCAUGCUAGUGUUGAUCAAUACAUGAAUCGUAAAGAAUUUACAAAGUAUGUUUAUGAAUUUAUAUAUUUAUGGUAUACAUUUUUCUGA
Messenger RNA from Schistosoma turkestanicum, 2226 nucleotides. Lineage: Eukaryota; Metazoa; Platyhelminthes; Trematoda; Strigeidida; Schistosomatidae. The record is from the annotation of a GenBank genome assembly.